AUGUACAGAAGGCAGCGUGGAUUGCCCAUCAGCACGGUGGUGAUGGCAGCAGGGCUGGGCAUCUUGUCCGGGACCUACAUUUUCAAACCCGCGGUGGAUCAAUACUACGUGGAGCAGAAGCAAGGCGAGAAGCCGAUACAGAGUGCGCCUGACGCAGUAGAAGCAGCACCCAAGACGCAGCAAGCAGACCAGAAGAGUUGA
Messenger RNA from Klebsormidium nitens, 201 nucleotides. NCBI's taxonomy places the organism in Eukaryota, Viridiplantae, Streptophyta, Klebsormidiophyceae, Klebsormidiales, Klebsormidiaceae. The record is from the annotation of a GenBank genome assembly.